Molecule: messenger RNA, 1991 nt
Organism: Ceutorhynchus assimilis (cabbage seed weevil)
Lineage: Eukaryota; Metazoa; Arthropoda; Insecta; Coleoptera; Curculionidae
Source: the annotation of a GenBank genome assembly
CUGUAGAGCGUAUUCUUAUAACGCGCUGUUAAUAAUAUUCCACAAAUAUAUGAUAGAUUAGUUUUUUUUUACAUUCAUAAAAAAAAAAAAAUAUAUUUUCUUUAUUUACAUAUGUAGUUACCUAUAGUUAUAAAUACUUUUGUCCUAUUUUGCUUCAGACAUGACGGAACUCAAUUUUAGUAUAGACGAGGAACUUUUUUACAAGCAAGUGUAUUCCGAUUAUGGGAAAACCAAAGAGGAUACAGCAGCAUAUGUCGACAUACUAAAGAAAUGGGUUGUCACACAAAAACACUUGCCAGAAACGCCACCUGAAAAGGCGAUGAUAUUUGUUUUAAUGGUAACGAAGUUCAGUAUAGAAAAAGCAAAAAAGAAUAUAGACAUGUACUAUACAAUUAGAGGACUUAUACCAGAAAUGUUUUCAAAACACCCUUCCUCUCCCGAAAUGAUCUUACAAAGUAAAAUAAUCUACGUUGUUCCGCUACCAAAGCCUACCGCAAAUCUUCAAAGGAUCAUCUACGUUUCUAUAAACCCGGACUAUGCUGCUGAGAAAUUCGACCAUGCAACAUUGGAUGCGCAGUUCAACAACGUGAUUGAAUUGCUGAUCCAGGAAGAUAGAUGUUAUAAUUUUCAUGUGAUAUAUGACGUCCUUAACGCGAAAAUGGCUCACAUUCCCAGGUUUAGUCCUAUGCAAGUAAAGAAAAUGAUAAUUGUUCUUGAGAAAGUUUAUUCAAACCGCGUUGCAUCAAUUUCUGUAGUUAAUUUCCACCCUUUUCUGGAAACUGUGGCAAAUAACUUAUUUGUACCAUUUUUAAGUUCUAAACUUAAACGCAGGCUAAAGUUCUAUAACAACUCUGAAAUACUUUUAGAGAUUUUUGGCAAAUCAUGGAUGCCAAAAGAUAUUGGUGGAGAAGAAAAAUCGUUAGCAGAACUAACUGCAAUGGAAGCGUUAAAACUGGAAAUAAACGAAGACAAAUUGUACAGCAAAGUAUACGAGGAGUUUCAGAAAACGAAAGAGGACGUGCUAGAGUAUAUAAACCUAAUUCAAGAAUGGUGCAAACUGCAAGCCCAUUGGCCAGAAAUGCCUUCAAUCAAUGGCACUAGAUUUUCCAUUGUGUCAUGCAAAUUCAGCAUAGAAAAAGCCAAAGAAAAAUUAGAAAUGUAUUACACUAUUAGGCGACUCAUGCCCGAGGUGUUUGCGACGCAUCCUCUUUCGCCUGAGAUUUUAAAACAUUCCAAGGUUAUCUAUUGUAUUCCAUUACCAAAAAUCACAAACAGCGUCCACCGAGUAAUUUACGUGCAGGUCAAUCCAGAAUACGGAUCUGAACAUUUCAGUAGUCAUCUAUUUUUUGUACAGUUGACUCACGUUAUAGAAGUGUGUCUUCAAGAAGAUAGUUGCUACAAUUUUGAAAUGGUCCUUGACUUCAUAGGAGCUAAAUUGUCACAUGCGCAAAAAAUAAGCCCCAUGGUUCUAAAGAAAAUGGCAAUUGUUUUGGAAAAAGUAUAUGCCAACAGAAAUGCAGCAAUCUAUUUGGUUAAUAUGCAUUCUUUUGUGGAAAAUGUCCUCAAUAAUGUAUGUAAACCAUUACUCCCCAAGAAAAUAAGUGAGAGGAUGAAAGCCUUGUCAAAUAUUGAAGAUCUUCAAAACUUCAUCAGCAAGUCCAUUUUGCCUAAAGAUGUUGGAGGUGAAGAGCAUUCUUUGGCAGAAUUACAAGUUAUGAUGACUAAAAAAUUUCAAGAAUUUAAGCCAAGGUUUGAUAAAAUCCAAUUUAUGACCGUUGAUGAAUCAAAGAGGCCAGAAAAGCUAAUAAACGACGAUAUUUUGGGAUUUUACGGCAGCUUCCGUCAAAUAAAUGUUGAUUGAGUUUUAUAUAUUACUUAAAUAGAAAAACUUUUUUAUAGGUUUUCCUAAUAUAAGUUAUAAGCAAAUAUGGGCCGCAUAAUGAAUUAUUCAAUAUACUUGUAUUUAUAAAAAAUUGAUACACCUAGUUCGA